CUGUAGUGCAGAGAGAGGGGGAGUGAACAGAAACGAAAGGAGACUGUGCAAAACAGCCCCCCACCCCGCCUCUACGGGAAAUGGGUCUCAGGCUGAUGAGUAAGGCAAGAAGCUCCUGUAGCGCUUGUGCAUCUGAAGCUACGCAGCUAUGGAGGAAAGGGCCCAGUGUCAAAUGAGGGGAGACUGUAAUUGGCCCCUGCAACCUGUGGUCUGUUUGUGUCUCCAGUGGAUCAAAUACACCUUCUUCCCUUAAUAUCCCUGCGUUUUAUAAGAAUACACACAUUUGCAUGCACAACGCCUGAGCCUCAUCUCUCUAAGGCUUCACUAUGGAAGCCCGUUUCCACCACAGAGUAAAAAAUAUAAAAGGUUUGUGCUUUCUGCGUCCUUGUAUUGUGGGUGCAGUUUCUUCUUCCAACCGCAUGGAGGCACAGCAGGCUUCUCCGGACAGCAGCAGUGAGGAAUGUACUGUACUAGAGGCUCUGCCUGGCAAGGGAACAGCGCUAAUUUGCUCUCAACACAAAGGAAAAGUGUCUGCAUUGUACUGUUUGGCCUGUGAGAAUCCAGUAUGUGAGGACUGUGUGAAUGAAGAACAUGCUGAACACCCCACUGAUUCACUGGAAAAUAUUGUGGACCAACAGUUAGCGGCAUUGCAGGACAGAGUGGAUUCAGCUAAAAACAGGCUUCCUCAGAUAAGAGAAGCAGUUCAGAGUUUGAGAGACAUUCUGCAGCAGUUGAAUUCUCAGCGGAGCUCCAUAGAGGAAGACAUCCAUUCCUCCUUCAGCGAGCUCCACAAAACUCUCGAUACACGCAAGAGCGUCCUGCUUAUGGAACUGGAAGUCACUUACGGACUAAAACAGAAGGUUUUGCAGGCUCAGCUGGACACUGUUCUGCAGGAGGAAGCUGCCAUCAACUAUAACUGCGGUCUGACUUGCGAAGCCCUGGACAGUGGAAACAAGGCUGUCGUUAUGCAGACCCAUAAAGACGUGGGAGAGAGACUCAGCGACCUGGCCAGCCAGGGCCUUCCUCUUCAGCCUGAGGAGAACGACCAACUGGAUCUCAUGAUGGAGAUCGAAGGACUUCGCAAGUCCAUCCACAACCUGGGAACUAUCGUCACCACCAAUGCUGUGGCCAGUCAGACCGAGGCGUCAGGUGAGGGUCUGGAGCAGUGCGUCGUGGGCCAGCCGGCAACGGUCAUCAUAACCACAAGAGACAAAUCUGGAGGACUGUGCAAGACGGGUAAUGCCAUCAUCUCAGCUGAAGUCUGCACGCCGGAUGGCAGCGUUGCAGACGGCGAAGUUGUGGACCAUAAAAAUGGGACGUAUGAAUUCCAAUACACGGUGAAGAAAGAGGGAAAUUUUAGUCUUGCGCUUAGACUUUAUGAUCAGCAUAUCAAAGGAAGCCCCUUCCAGUUAAAGGUCACCUGCUCUCCGGAUGAUUCUCCACCCACCACCACCGCAGCCAAUGCUGCAUCCACGGGUUCAAGCGAUGGUGGGGCGAGGAAACGGAGCGCAAAAUCCCCAGGGAGCAGAAGCCGACAGAAAGGCGUCAGACGGGGAGGAAGCUUGUUCAGCACCCCAAAAAAAAAAGUGAACCCAAUCGAGGAUGACCUCAUUUUUAGAAUAGGAACAAAAGGGAGGAAUAAAGGAGAGUUCACUAACCUCCAAGGAGUAGCGGCUUGUUCAGAAGGAAAAAUCUUAAUUGCAGACAGUAACAAUCAGUGCGUGCAGAUAUUUUCAAAUACGGGAGAGUUUCAGAGCCGGUUCGGGGUGCGUGGCCGUUCACCGGGACAGCUGCAGCGGCCCACUGGAGUAGCUGUGCAUCCAAAUGGGGACAUCAUCAUUGCUGACUAUGACAAUAAGUGGGUUAGCAUCUUCUCCAGUGAGGGCAAAUACAAGGCUAAGCUUGGCUCAGGAAGGCUGAUGGGACCAAAAGGUGUGUCCGUAGAUCAGAACGGUCAUGUUAUCGUUGUGGACAACAAGGCCUGUACAGUUUUCAUCUUCCAGCCCAGUGGUAAACUUGUCACUAAGUUUGGCAGCAGGGGAAAUGGCGACAGACAGUUUGCUGGCCCACACUUUGCAGCCGUCAACAACAACAAUGAAAUAAUCAUCACAGACUUCCAUAACCACUCCGUUAAGGUUUUUAACGCAGAUGGGGAAUUCUUGCUGAAAUUUGGCUCGAAUGGUGAAGGGAACGGGCAGUUCAAUGCUCCCACAGGAGUUGCUGUGGAUGUCAAUGGGAACAUUAUCGUGGCAGACUGGGGAAACAGUCGGAUACAGGUGUUUGACGGAAGUGGAUCGUUCCUGUCCUACAUCAAUACGGCGGCAGACCCUCUCUACGGGCCGCAAGGUCUCGCUCUCACCUCAGAUGGCCAUGUGGUAGUGGCUGAUUCUGGGAACCACUGCUUUAAAGUCUACCGCUACCUGCAGUGACUUCAGACAGACUGUGAUCUAAGACGCAAAGAGAAUCAAAGUCCUACUGUAUGUGUCCAAAUCUUGCACUUAAUGUAAUGUAAUGGUAUUCUUCCUCCUUGAUUUUCACAUAUUUGUUACUAUUGUCGGAUGACCUUCUAAGAAGACUACAGCUUGUAAACACUGUUUAUGGGAUGCCUUGGAAUGCCUUUGCCAAACCUCCACACUCUACACUGUGGAAAUAACUGAGACAUCAGAAUGCAUUGGUGAGUGAACUACUACCUAAGCUGAAACUCUGCUCAUAUGUGCUGCAUGUGUGGACCAUGCAUGCGCCGCCAACUUUUGGACACAUCCGAACCCAAUCUGACUUCUAGGAUGCCAUUAGAACACUGUCACACACGUCUAUGAACCUUUCAAUAGGGAUAUGUCUUAGAGAUACUUGUAUCUCAUGCAGCCAAGAGAGCAGACAGCGAUAUCUCACUGUCUCCAAGCUUUAGCAUUCCCUCUUCAACCUGUUUGCUCUGUUGUUCGUAUCUUACAGUUGACUAAUAAACUAUUAGUUUGGAAUAACUAUGAUUUCUUUAAUGUAAUGACAUCUUUGAUGCUCAUCAAGGCUGCAUUUAUUUGAUCAAACAUACAGUAAACAGCAAUGUUGUGAAAUAAUAUUACAAUUUAAAAUAGCUUUCUGUAAAUAUAUUUAAAAUCCCCCUCUAGUCAAACUUUUUAUCCAUUAAAACUGAUCUUUUAUUACAUAUUUAAAUGUUUUUUCAUGUGAAAAUAAUUUUCUCAUGCCUUAAAACGGCUUGAAUGUAACUCUACCCCCUUGUCUCAUUUACUAUACGCGGAUAUAUGAAUAUGCAAAUUAGCCCGCCCCCACGCAGUCGCACCACCGGCCUGAGCCCCCCUGAUCCACAAACUGUAGUAAACGCGAUAUAAUGACGAAACACGGAUAAUGACUGAUAAAACUGUGUUUUUACUAGCGGACAACUGCAGUAGAUACUGUAACAUUUGUUAAAGUUACUUACUUGAUGAUGUUGUGCCCUCAAAAUGCCUUGAAGGCUCGAAUGCAGGGUGUUAUUUUUCAAUUUAGUGCCUAGUGGUUGUGCUCCUGUUAAUGCUUUAUACGCUCUAUUCAAUGCUCUAUUUAAUAUUUGGUUUUGUGAGGAUAACCCUAUUGGUAUAUUUUGCAUGCUAAUGAUAGGAAUCUAUACUUUGACGUUAUUGGUUACUUAGUUUGUGACGUAGCAAAAAAGGGCUGUUUCAAACCGUUUUUUUAGCUUUGCAUCACAGGAAUAAAUUUUAUUUGAAAAUAUAUUCAAACAGAAAAUAGUUAUUUUAAAUUAUAAUAAUAUUUCACAAUAUUACUUUAUUUUUUAUCAAAUAUAUGCAACUACAGUGAGCAUAAGAGACAAUCACUAACAUUAAAAAAUCCAAAUUUAUUCCAGACUUUUGACUGGUAGUGUAGGCCUGAUUAUAGUUUCACAAAUGCUGAUCAUAUUCCACUUGUGUCUGUUGAAUUCAUAAUUUUCUGUGCAAUCAGUGCAACUGCAAUAAGAAAAAUGACAGUGUGGUAUUGAAACAUCACCAGUAACAUUUGAAUCGUUUGUCCUGUGACUUACUGUGUGUACGUGUGUAAGCGACUAACAGUAGAUUACACAACGCACUGUUGCCUUGCAUACUUAUAGAAUGAAACUAGCAGCAUAUGCCUCUUUAUUUAGAAAAUAUUAGGACUCUCUAUUUUCCUUACAAAUGCUAUUAAAAACUGGAAAUAUCUAUAUAUUUGUGUAUUUAUCGUAAAUAAUGUUUCAAAGAUGUUUGGGUUUCAAAUGCAAACGUAGUUAAAAGCCAAACAUUUUCAAAGAAUUGAUUUUGAUUUGUCGAUCAUUCUCUUGCGUGUCCCAGGAUUCUUAGAGGCAUGAUUCACAUACUGUAGUAGUAAUGAUGUCAUACAGAUUUCAUCAUAACUGAAUGGCAAUAGUAUUUCAUCAUCAUUACAAUGCAAAGGUUAUUUUUUUGCUCUUGUUUUUGUAUUCAAAUUCCAGAAUUUGUUUGUUUUGUUUUGGUACAAGCAAAAAUUGUUUUGCAUAUGCAUAAUGUGCUUUAUUUUCUGUAUAUAAGGAUUGUAUGUAAAGAAUGUUUUGUAUGGUCAUCGGAAAAGAAUUUUACUUGAAUGUUAUUGUUUUAUGUCUGUACAAAAAAAAAAAAAAAAAAAAAAAAAAAUCAGCCUUAACAUCCUUGCAAUGUUUAUCAUUGUUUUGACUUUAUUGAUGAAAAUGGUUUCAGUAGAAUAUUUAAUUGAAUUUAGUUUAUCUAGUUGAUG
This is a messenger RNA of Labeo rohita (rohu), 4728 nucleotides long. RefSeq names its product tripartite motif containing 2b (gene trim2b). The record is from RefSeq and is a predicted model, not a curated record. Bases 327 to 2429 code for a protein of 700 amino acids. The transcript is spliced from 13 exons. Gene Ontology annotation, molecular function: protein binding; translation repressor activity; zinc ion binding. Gene Ontology annotation, biological process: protein polyubiquitination; proteasome-mediated ubiquitin-dependent protein catabolic process; negative regulation of translation. Lineage: Eukaryota; Metazoa; Chordata; Actinopteri; Cypriniformes; Cyprinidae.